Molecule: messenger RNA, 636 nt
Organism: Priapulus caudatus
Lineage: Eukaryota; Metazoa; Priapulida; Priapulimorpha; Priapulimorphida; Priapulidae
Exons: 4
Coding region: 109-636 (175 amino acids)
Source: RefSeq, a predicted model, not a curated record
UUGUUGAGAAGGUUGUCCGCAAAGAAGAGGCAGAGGUCCGACAAUAACUCACCGGAGAAGAAGUCCAAUCUGUAUAAUGACGUGUUCUCGUAUGGCAGGUCCGUCAUCAUGAGCGAUCGCCUGAGCUUCACGAGCAGUCUAGAUCUCGACUCACCGAUCCGGGAGACGGAUAUCCUCGACGCCUUCGACGAGUUUCUCAACAACAACUCCAAACUGAUGCCGACGAGCAACCGGCAGCAGCCGCGGCACCACUCCUCCUCCGCCCAGAGUCCCGUCAACAACAACCUAUCUAUGUCGAGGGAUGUCGACCAGCGCCCUCUAUACUCGCCGACUAGCUGGCGAGAUCACGCUGCACGAGAGACUGCUGCGGACGUUCGCAGUCUGGCACCUGCCCGAUGUGAAGAGGGCCGGAGCACUGCAUUUACUCAGGAAACGCGAGAUCGGCCAGACGUUCGUCGUGAGGCAGUCGAGCAAGCCGUCGACGAUGGCGCUGUCGCUCAGGGUACUCUCUGUCGUGGCGUCGACGUGGAGCACUAUCUGAUCGUGUGCACGGAGGCGAGGCCUGAAGCUGGGCGGAUCGACGCGGAUUUCCCCGCCAUGCACUCACUUGUUGCCUUCUACUGUGAAAAGAGGUGA